UUCCCCUUUUUAUUCACAAAUCACAACACACUCUCUCACUGACCUACUAAAACUCUUCAUAAACAACCAAAACGGCAAAAGCCUCUGCGUUUUGCUUUCUUGAUUUUGCGUUCUUUCACAGUAUGGCGGCGGUGACUCUUACAAUCCUCUUCACUUCCCUCUGCCUCCUUUCUACAGCGUCUUGCCGGACGAUGGUCGGCCGGGCUACGGAGAUUGCCGACGUGAAAGCGAACAAGGAGGUGCAGGAGCUAGGGAAGUUCGCGGUGGAGAAAUACAACGAGGGUUUGAGGCUAUGGCAGAUUUACUUUAAUGGCGGUGAGGAAGAUGAUGAUGGUGAAGAGAAGCUGCAGUUUGGGGAGGUGGUGGAGGCAAAGCAACAAGUGGUGUCAGGGAUGAAGUACUACUUGAAGAUUUCGGCCACCACGAAGAGGGAGAAUGGCGUUCCAAAGAUGUUCAAUUCGGUGGUGGUGGUAAAGCCAUGGCUGCGUUCCAAGGAGCUCCUCCAUUUUGGUCCUUAUUCCACUAGCUCCUCCUCCCACUCCCACUGAUCAUGCUUAGCUGCAAUAUUAGGUUUGGUAAAAUUUUUAGGUGAGGUGUUUAUCAUGAAAGCCAAACUCUGUUGGUUUAGUGGUUUAAAUGUUGAAUUAUGGUUCAACCGGAAUAAUCGAAUUGUAAUAAAAUAAUAUAUAAAAUUAAAAAUAUAUUUGUUUUGGCAAGAUUA
Molecule: messenger RNA, 721 nt
Organism: Arachis duranensis
Lineage: Eukaryota; Viridiplantae; Streptophyta; Magnoliopsida; Fabales; Fabaceae
Product: cysteine proteinase inhibitor 4
Exons: 1
Coding region: 123-548 (141 amino acids)
Molecular function (GO): cysteine-type endopeptidase inhibitor activity
Source: RefSeq, a predicted model, not a curated record